Molecule: messenger RNA, 1380 nt
Organism: Zea mays
Lineage: Eukaryota; Viridiplantae; Streptophyta; Magnoliopsida; Poales; Poaceae
Exons: 1
Coding region: 32-1090 (352 amino acids)
Molecular function (GO): protein binding
Source: RefSeq, marked validated
AAAAAACGCAUAAUUUCAGAUUGAGAUCGCCAUGGCCGCCAUGGGAUGGUCCGACCUCCCCUCCGAGCUCCUCACCGACAUCGCCGGUAGGAUCAACGAGCUCGCCGACAUCGCCCGGUUUCGCUCCGUCUGCUCGUCAUGGCGAUCGGCGGCGCGGGACGCCGUGGCCGCCCCGCCGCCGCAGCCGCCGUGGCUUCUCCUCCCGUCGUCCCCGUCUCGGCUCUUCUUCUGCCCCCGGGAGGACCGAAUCUACCCAAACCUCCGCCUGCCCCACCCCGCCGCAGAGGUGCACCACCGCCGCCCCCGCCCCCACCUGUACGCGUCCCCGCAUGGAUGGGCGCUCGCCAUCGACCCGACAGAUCUGGCUGCUUCCCUCGUCCAUCCCUUCACCGGCGCCACCCGCCCGCUCCCGCCGCUCCCCUUCUUCUUCGCGGAGACGGAGGACCUGGCCUGGGACUGGUCUCCGCACGGCGUCAUGGCGUCCAGCGGCGAAGGCCUGCUCUUCUGCGCCGCCGAUCCGACGACAGCCGCCUCCUGGUCCCCGAUCCGUGCACUGUACGAUUGCAACGCCAGCAGCAUCAACUACGCCGGCGGCAAGUUCUUCGUCUUCGAGGAGGACGUCUGCCGCACCACCAUCGUCGACGCGGUCACCCUUGCCAUCGCCGCCGUGAUCCCGGCCCCCGCCGUCGAGCUCCCCGCCGAGGCGCGCGUCGCUGUCGCCGGCGACGAGCUCUUCCUCCUCGUCAAGUCAAAGUGGAUGUACCUCUUCAGCGACGACGUUGACUUCUCGAAGGCCUUCCAUGUCAACCACCGCAGCGUCAAUUCAGCCUGGCAGGAGCUCACAGGCAUCGGCGAGCGUGCGCUAUUCGUAGAUUCCCACCACGGGUUCGCAGUGCCGACGGCGGGGUUUGGCAAUCUCGAGAGCAACACAAUCUAUUCAGUGAGCAGCAAGAAGGUGAACUACAGCGUUUCGGCAUUUAGCCUGGAGACCCGUACCUCGAAGAAACUUGCGUGCCGCCUCAACGACCAGGAGAUGGCGAUGCGUGGUGAGAUGCCAUCGUGGAUCGUACCAAGAUUGGAUGAAGUCUGAAUCUGCAGGGUUGGGAGAUUCAUCAUUGUUGUGCAAUCACUGUUGAUAUAUGGUUCUAGGUAAUUUCUUCGGUAUCCUUGCAGUUCGAACCAGCAAUAAUCCCUAUAUAAGUUCACUCCUGUAAAUUCUUGAUUCUGUCGUUUAAAGUUUUCUUGAUAAUCAUGCAGUCCAGUAGAUUUGGGUCAUAUUUGUAGGAAAAUUGCCUUCAAAUUCAGUAUACUGUGUUGAUGUUCUAGUUUAAUAAAGGAUUGUAUGUUCUGUUCAUUCUCAAGCUUAAAUAAAGGUUUGCC